UUUAUGUUUUUCAAUACGAAGAACAAUUACCAUUUUUGUUCAACAUAGUUUCUUUUUAAUUUUUUAUAUUUUAAAAGUUUAUUAUUUUAGUGUUUUAUUACUCGUUUUAAGAAAAACCAUCAUGGAAACCUACGAAAGCAUAUUGUUGGUGAAAAACGAAGUGUUCGUUUUCAAAAUACCACCCAGAACCACCAAUAGAGGAUACAGGGCAGCUGAUUGGAAUUUAGCUGAACCAACAUGGACGGGUCGUAUGCGAAUCGUAAGCGUGGGUGAUGCAUGUACUCUUAAACUUGAAGAUCGUAACAAUGGCGAACUAUUUGCUAAAUGUCCUAUUGACCAGUACCCAGGUCUUGCCAUAGAGUCUGUAUCUGACUCGUCUAGAUAUUUUGUUGUACGCAUCCAAGAUGAAAAUGGUCGAGCUGCAUUUAUCGGUCUUGGAUUUGGAGAUCGUUCUGAUAGUUUUGAUUUAAAUGUUGCCUUACAAGAUCAUUUUAAAAGAAUUAAAGUAUGUGAAGAAAUUGCUAAGGAAAAAAAUGAGCCCAAACAAGAAUUAGAUCUGAAAUUCAAAGAAGGUGAAACAAUUAAAAUUAAUAUGAAAAUCACUAAAAAAGAUGGCAGCGAAGGAAUUAAUAAGCAAGCUAAACCUCGACCAAUAUCUACAGGCAGUGGGGGGCUAUUGCCACCUCCUCCAGGUUCAUCUGGUACAAAAACCAUUCCAGCACCGCCUUCCCAAACAUCUUCUCCUUCACAUCAACCUACAAAUUCAAAUAACUGGGGUGAAUUUACUUCAGCAAAUAAUAAUUCUCAAUCCGGCGGAAAUUCUAAUCCUAAUUGGGUGCAAUUUUAAAACUAAUAUUUUUUACCAGUUACUCAAAUAUUGGAUUUUAUUAUUAUUUUAUAACUACAUUUUUUGUUAUAUUAUAAUUUAUUUAUUAUUAUAAUUGUUUAUUUGUUCCAUAAAUAUUCAAACAUUGUUAUACUGAGUUAUAUGUAUUAGAUUAUUUGACCAAACAUUAUAUUUAGCUAAUCUACAUCCUAUUAUGUUUUUACUAAAACU
Molecule: messenger RNA, 1057 nt
Organism: Sipha flava (yellow sugarcane aphid)
Lineage: Eukaryota; Metazoa; Arthropoda; Insecta; Hemiptera; Aphididae
Product: NECAP-like protein CG9132
Exons: 4
Coding region: 122-847 (241 amino acids)
Biological process (GO): endocytosis
Cellular component (GO): clathrin vesicle coat; membrane
Source: RefSeq, a predicted model, not a curated record